CGCCCGCCGUCCGCCGUCACGUGCGGGCCGCAGCGGCCGCGUAGUCAGGUGGGGACGGCUGAGCCGGGUGCCAGCCAAGGCAGGAAGGGAGGCGGCUGCCGAGCCAUUCUUAAAGGGGCCCCGAGAGAUCCUACGGCGACGGGCCGCCGACGGCCGGAAGGAAAAUGAGUGAGUCUUUGGUGGUUUGUGAUGUUGCUGAAGAUUUAGUGGAAAAGCUGAGAAAGUUUCGUUUUCGAAAAGAAACCCACAAUGCUGCCAUUAUAAUGAAGAUUGACAAGGACAAACGCCUGGUGGUACUGGAUGAGGAACUUGAGGGCAUCUCCCCAGAUGAACUUAAAGAUGAACUCCCUGAGCGGCAACCUCGAACCUUCAUUGUGUAUAGUUAUAAAUACCAACAUGAUGAUGGAAGAGUUUCCUACCCUCUGUGUUUUAUCUUCUCCAGUCCUGUUGGAUGCAAGCCUGAGCAGCAGAUGAUGUAUGCUGGGAGUAAGAACAAGCUAGUCCAGACAGCUGAGCUAACCAAGGUAUUUGAAAUAAGAAACACUGAAGACCUAACUGAAGAAUGGCUACGUGAGAAACUUGGAUUUUUCCACUAAUGUGAACUUCUGUGUUUCUAAAGUAUUUAUGUAUUAACCUGACCAUACUGGAACCAGACAUAAAUAGUUAAUUUAUGCCUAAAAAUGCACUGUUACUUACAGUCUGUUUCCUGCAGUAAAGAAACUUCAUUUGUGCAGUUUGAACAAAGGGAAAUCAUCUUCAUAGUAACGGAACUUUGUGAAGUGUUGCCUUGUGUUUGUCAUUGUUAGCUGGACCAUUGUUCUCCGGGGUGACUAAUUUCUGUAAUUUAUGAUUGGGAAUGACUGUUUGCAGACACUAUUGGAGGGGGGUAUUAGAUUGUGAUGGACACAGGUCCUCCUUGGCCCCCUCCUGGGCACUGGCAGUUUAGAAGUGCAGAGAGAAGAACCUCAUCGCUUGGCACAUCAGCCAGGUUCAUGGCUAAGGGGACUGAUGCUGAGCCAGGAGUCAUGACUGCAGAGCCUCUGCUGCACUCCCUAGUCCUCCUUCGCUCUUGGUCUCCUGUAACUGUUUAAUCAAGUGUAGAAACUACAUCAGUCACUCGUUCUUAAGGUCUGGGAGUUGGAUUUUAUGGUAGAGUUAUGAUUAUUAGGUUUUCUUCUUAAGGGAAGUAGAAUUCUAGUCUUAGAAACUGGUGAGUUAUAGAAUCAAGGGCUUCGUUCCUGGUUGUGUCACUAAUAGGGAGCUUAGAAUGUAGCUUGGUAACACUAUAAAGUAUCUCCUAAUGUCUUGUGAGCACUGUUUAAAUAUGUUAAUACUGUGCCUUUGAUUUGUCAGCAUUAACAUUAGCUUAAGACUUCUACACUGCCAGUAUUCUAGAUUUGGUGAAAUUAAUACUUUUCUAAAGGGUUCAAGUAAAACAAUUUUCUAAUAUGUAUAACUGAAGUUUGUAAUAAAACCAACUUGUUAUUUUUAAAAUUCCAACUGUCUGCCCAAAGUCAUACAUAUAUAUGGUAGGUGGAGUUAUAAUUUGGGGUAUAUUUACUGUUAGUUUCGUGCCAUAUGUAAGCAUUAUUUAAAAGUUUGGUCAUAGUUAAUAACACAUCAAUAGAUGUCAUACCUUUUAUUCUCAAUGUCAGAAGAAAUCCUAAUGUGGACAAAGCCAGUCAUGUUAGGUGGUGACACCAUUGUUAGGAAGCGAGGCUUACAAUGUACUUGCAGUUAUUAUGUUACACUUGAGAAACCAUGUCAGAAACUGCUGAGGAAUAAUUUGAUUUGAAGAGACUGUAGAGGCUGACCAAAUUUUUAUAUUAAGAAAGUAAUUAUUUUGAGCUGAGCAGUGGUAGUGCACACGCCUUUCAUUCUAGCACUUGGGAGGCAGAGGCAGGCGGAUCUCUGAGCUCGAGGCCAGCCUGGUCUACAGAGCAAGUUCCAGGACAGCCAGGACUACACAGAGAAACCGUGUCUCGAAAAACAAAACAAACAAAAAAAUCAUUUCAAAACUAGCAAAAGCAUUAUUACGUUGGCACGUGUUCAUUGUAAAAUAUUUGUCUUGUUUAGGGCUCUGUACCAGCUUUACUGGAGGAAAGAUGGUUUUCACAGUGGAAUAGGGUGUGCUGUAUUCCUAGCUGUGUGUUCACGAACCUGUGUGUCAGGAAGCAAUACAAGUGCUACAGAAGGUGUUUGCACUGGCUAUGAAUGGAAAUCAAGUUGCUUUAUUUCGGUUUCUGGAGAGUGAGAAAACUUCACCCAAGAAGUGUAAGAGUUCACUAUAUAGGUAUUUUGUUAUGGGCUAGAGAAUAGCUUGCUUAUAAUCCUACAGAAAGCAAAUGAGAUCCAAGUAGAGAGUAACUUUAAUGUUUUUUGAAUGAAGCAAAUAAGCUUUUGUUUCACCUGAUUGCAUAAGUACUCUGUUGAAAGUAAUGCUGCACGAGUGUACAUUUUUAAUGCAGUUCUUCAUUUGGGCUUGCGUAUUUAAUUUUGGAAAUUAGACCUGCCAAACACAGGAUCUUACCUCCAGAUCUCUAGCAGCAACACAGAGGGUGGUCAGCAGCCUCCUGUUUAAGCUUGCCUGACCCUUCCCAAGAAAUGUGCCUUCUGCAAGGCCGCAUAUUGGAUUGGGGCAUCAAUAGAACAUUUGUAUUCUGUCUGUCCUUAUGCAGGUUUGUAAGUCUUACGCUCCAGAGUAGUUCUCAAAUAUUUAUGUAAGUUUCCCUUUACAUUCUUUUAAAGUAUUUUUAUUAUCCUUUUUCUACCUUUCCAUAAAGAGUAUGUCCAGAUUUCAUAAUUCCAGCUUUUACACUCCAUGUCUUUCUGGAACAACCAUUCCCACUCAGCCUUAAAUCUUAAUCUUUCCUUUUUGUAAGCCACUCUUUCCAGGAACCUCUUUGUUUUCUAAGUCAGCUUUGGUUUGGAAUUUCUGAUCUUAUCUAAGUUGUGCAUAGCAUCUAAUGUCAGAACCGACUAAGAACCACAGUAUGUAUGUAAUGAGUUUUUGUGACACAGAAGGGACGUAUGAAGAAAGGUAGUCUCAGGUUCCUGUGCUGAAAUUCCAAAAUGUCUGACUUUUGAACAGUAAUCACUUUGUUCUGAUACUGAAACAAUUAUGUUAGGAAAAAAGCUGUUUUGUUUAAUGGACUUCUGAACUCCGAAUUGUCUAUCUGGAUGCCUAGUGCAGUUAAACAUUCUCUUGUGUGAGGGCUGUUGCUGGAUUGUUUGUCAUUAGUAAAUCAUUUGUUGCAAAAUGUGUGUGAACAUUUUCCCUCCCUUUGUCUCCUAUUUUCAGGAGCCAAGCUUAGCCAUAAACUGUAUCCUGGUCUGACACUUUCACUAACAGUUUCCAGUUAGAGGACUUUAUUGCCAAAUUAAACUUGGCUCUUAUCCUGCCCAGAUAGAAACUGAGGAAGUGCACAAAAGACAUGUUCAGACACUUGUAAAACUUGUGUGACGGCAUCAAUCUGUAUAUGGACUAGUGAAUAGAUAUUUUCAUAAGGGUUGAAAUGCCAAUAUUUGGGAAGUAGAGAGUAGAGUAUAGUCUGUCAGUUCUAUCGAGUGUUAAUAUAGUUGUACUCCUUAUUUGUUCUGGAGACUGAUAAUACUGGAGUCCAUAAAGUUUGAACCUUUACAACUUAUGUGAAGAAAUGUUGCAAACAUUUCUGGAUGGAUCUUAUUUUGUAUUUCUGGAAGAAUGUAAAUACUCCUAGGCCUCUUCAUGCUGAUGGUUCCCAGGCAGAUGUUUCGUGUUAGGCCGUUUGACAUUUCAGAUCAGUGAUCAAAUUCCUGUGAUGUUUAAAACAGUUACAUUAAGCUUGUGGUAUUUUUUGCUUUUUAGAAUAUAAAUACUUGAAUACUGUUUGAGCUCACUAACAUGCCAGGGCAAGUCCCACUGAUUUUGAUGGUCCAAUAUAAUCUCAUUCAGGAGGCUUGAAACAUUGGUGGCUUAGUCUCAUGGAUUGAACAGUUCUCUGUCAUUGUUUGAGAACACCAACAACUGGCACCACUUCUUAAGCUGUGCUUUCAGUCUCUGCUAGUUCAUACGCAUGUUUAUUUUGGAGUCUUUUGGUAAGCAUGGUGCUUGUACUGGUUUAAAUAAAAUGCUAACAUGAAAGGA
Peromyscus maniculatus bairdii (prairie deer mouse) is the source of this 4126-nucleotide messenger RNA. The record is from RefSeq and is a predicted model, not a curated record. NCBI's taxonomy places the organism in Eukaryota, Metazoa, Chordata, Mammalia, Rodentia, Cricetidae.